Paramuricea clavata is the source of this 2252-nucleotide messenger RNA. The record is from the annotation of a GenBank genome assembly. NCBI's taxonomy places the organism in Eukaryota, Metazoa, Cnidaria, Anthozoa, Malacalcyonacea, Plexauridae.
AUGGAUGUGUCAAUUCUCUGCGAAUAUUUGUCCAGAACUGCCGUUUGUAACGAAUGUGAAACGCCUGUACAGUGUGGCAUAAAUUUGGAGGACAGUCAAGGAUUUGCCCACAAUUUUGUUUCCUACUGCGAGAAUUGUGACUCUAAGACUAUCCUUUUUAACUCCUCCAAGAAAACUGAAAGAACUGAGAUUGUUAAAGGGAAGAAAACUCCUUUUGAAGUCAAUAGUAGAAUGGUAUCCUUCGUACGUGGAAUAGGUAAGGGUUACACUGCACUAGAAAUCUUUUCAAAACAUUUGAACUCACCACCUCCAAUGACUGCUGCCAACUACGGCAAGCGGCAACAUGCUGCUUCUAAGGCUGUUGCUACUGAAUCAAUGGAGGCUGCUGCCCAAGAUGUGUUGAAGGAGGGAAGGGACUGUGCAGUCUCAUUUGAUGGUACAUGGCAACGGCGAGGCCAUGCAAGUCAUCAUGGAGUUAUAUCGGCCAUCUCUGUUGAUACUGGUAAGUGCGUUGAUGUGGAAAUCCUCUCCAAUAUUUGCAAAGGAUGCCAGCAUUGGGAAAAGGCUGAUAAGAAUUCUGAUAAGUAUUUGCAAUGGAAGGCAGAUCACAAGUGCUCCAGCAAUCAUGUUGGCUCUGCUGGCGCAAUGGAGUCGGUGGGUGCAUUGCGCAUAUUUACCAGGUCUGAAACAACACGAGACCUCCGAUAUACCAAGUAUCUUGGUGAUGGUGACUCAUCUUCCUUCAAGACUGUGUCAGAAAGCAAGCCAUAUGAAGAUAUUGACAACAAACUUGAGUGUGUUGGACAUAUCCAGAAACGGGUUGGCACUCGUCUUCGAAAUCUUCGUAAGGAUUAUAAGGGAAAGAAACUGUCGGACAAUAAAGGUAUUUCAGGAGCAGGGAGACUGACAAUCCAAAGGAUAGACACAUUACAGAAUUUUUAUGGUAUGGCAAUCAGACAAAACAAGGGAGAAUUGGUACCUAUGCAGAGAGCAGUACUUGCCAGUCUUUACCAUGUAGCCAGCACCGAUUCAAAUCCACACAACAUGGCAUGUGCCUAACUAAUUCGUGGUGUAAAUACAAUAAUGAUCCAGAAAAUUACAAGCAAAAGCAUGGAUUAGCAGAUUGUUGAGCAAGCAUGGAUUAGCAGAUUGUUGAGUUGCUUGAGCCCAUCUAUGAUGAACUCAGUGAUCCAUCCCUCCUUGUAAAAUGCCUCCACGGAAAGACCCAAAAUAACAAUGAAUGUUUGAACAAGCUAAUCUGGGAUCGCUGCAGUAAGGAAGUGUUUGUUGGCAACUUGUGUUUUUUUGCCCGAUUUACCAUACUAGGCAAUCUCUAAUAACCAAUAAUGGUGUAGUUUUUACAUUGUAACAUUUUUUAUUAUCAAUGUCAAAACUGAACCACUAUUAACUUUCUUUUAAAUAUUCAAUGUCAUAGGCUGGCAACAGUAAUAGUCAAAGUGAUGUAAGAUUUAAUGGUGCUACAACUGAUACCAAACCUGUUGUUAUCGACUUGACUAGUAGUCAAUCUCCAAAGAAAAAGACCUCGAGAAAAAGGUAAUUUACAUAACUGGGAGUCAACCCUUGUUAAUUAGUAACUAUUUUCGGUAGGAUGAAUGGAUUGUUGUGUCGGUGACAUAGAGAGAGAACAGACCUGUUGUGCCUAAAAGUGAUCAGCAUAUAUCCGGGAGGGGUGGAUAGCGCUUUUGAUGCGAUUUGAUUGGUUGCCCAGCUCCGUAUAUCCUUGCAUUAUCCACUGGUGAAUAAUUGUUAAUUAUUACAUACCAAUAGUAACAGUUUAUGUCAGACGAGAGCAUAUAAUGUGAAAGUGACAAAAUUCAACUGCUUCCUGACAACAGCUCUUAGCAGUUUAUUCAAUGAUGAAUAAUAUAAUUGUCAAGUUAUAAAGCAAAAAUUAUUGAAAUUAUUGGUCCACAAAACAUGCCGUUUCUUUAAUGUCCCAGUCAAUUAAUAUACAGAACAUAUAUAAGUAGUAUAUUUUGCCCAUUACAGUAGUGCAUGAAAAACAUGCUUUGAAACUGGACAUUUUAGUUGAAUUUAACUGAAUGAAACCGGACAGAAAAAUUCUAAUGGUUUGAUUUUUCAGAAUUUCAAAGGUAAAGAGAGAGUUUGUCCAGAAGAAAGUUCUUCCAAAGAAAGUGAUGGAACAACCAGAAAGAAACAACGAAAGAUGUCAAUUUGUACAUGGGACAAUGUCAAAACGCAGUCGGUUCACUAACUCCCAGAGGGAAUAG